CCGACAACGAUCAGAACAAGGAAGGUGAGUGCAGUGGCUGUGGGCCGCUUUGCCUUUAACCUCCCCGGCGAUCCCCACGCUUAUAUUAAUCCGCGCAGCAAACGCUCUCCUCCGCCGUCUGCCGUCGUGCCCAGCGAGGUCAACGGCGCACUGACUGGCCUCGGCGUCGUGUGCAAAAGCCUCGACGACGCCCCGCGGUGGCGACGGCAUCGACUCGGAGACUGUCGCCUGUUAUCGAUCUCUACGCUCGACUUUCCUGAUUAGGCAGUCUUGCUGACACCGCUGAGAACAUUGCAGUCUGCAGGCGAUCGUGUUUGUUCUCGCGACCUGACAUAUCCUGCCAGAGGACUCUUGAUUCCAGGCAGACGGCGAUCCUUCACGCACACAACAGGCCACAGCCACUCGUACCACCUUUCACUGAACCUUCAGGAUGUUCCCUCCAGCCGGCCUGCCUCUCCCCGGCGAGCUGCUGCUCAUCACCGACGAACUCCCAUCCCCAGCCGACUUCCUCCUCCACAAGCUGCUCGCUGACCACUUGAAGCACGUGCGGGGAACCGGGGCGCAGACGAGAUGUCUCAUCCUUGCCACGCUCAAUGAUCCGACACGGUGGAAACAUAUCGCUGCGAAGUCGAACGUGAGCUUGGAUCAGCACACCGCUUCGCGGAGGCUGUCCUUCAUCGAUGUGCUCGGGCAGGUCCAGUCGAGCGCGACGCUGCGCCCGCUGUACGACUCUGUGCGAGCGCAGCUGAAAGCCGCCGCCCCGGACGAGGGACGUACCCUCGUUAUCCUGGACGACCUCUCGCCCCUAGAAUGGAUCGGAUACUCGACGAUCGAGCUAUCACGAUUCCUGCGCGCGCUGUCUGCAUCGUGUCGAGAGGCUAACGCUGCGCUCGUCAUGCGACACCACCUCAUAACGCCCGGCGACCCAGAUGAUCUGCUUCGACACCUUCUGCAGCUCGCUUCUUAUCACGUCGACGUGCGGCCCUUGUCUAGUGGGCGCAGCGGCGCAGUUUCCGGCGAGAUCGCCCUGCAUGCAGGAACGUGCUGUCCUCUGACGGCCCAAGUCAAAGUCGUCCCACGGAGCAGCGCGCUUCAGUACCGCUUGACGGACGCAGGCGCGACAUUUUUCAACAAGGGCACCAGCGCUGGCGUUCUAUGAACGUGCACCCCGUGCUGUACUCCACUUACAAUCUUCAGAGCACAUGUCUCGUGCUCCGUUCUGUGCGGUAAACGCUGUCGCACUCAUGAGACACGCGUCAGUGAGUUCUUGGUCACGGAGAGCUUGCAAGAAGCAGGAUCCAGACCGAGCAGUCACGUAGAUCGGAAACGAUGGGGCUUGUCGCGCGUUUCUCAAAUUGUGGGAUGAAGGCACAUCUCAGGCAGGGUCAGAUGAGGUAGCUAUAGACACGGAGCUUAGGGCGUGUCUCGCCUUCUCCGAUGGAGAGGGUCUGCACAUGUAUUAAUGCCAGUUGAUGACCUAGCUGUACAAUGGCACGGUGCGCCCAUAGAGUCGCAUGAAAUCUAGUUAUAUCAAUAUUGUAUAGCGCAGAUUAGUGGUUGGAUUUAUACAUGCGAAUUGAGGAUC
Molecule: messenger RNA, 1585 nt
Organism: Fomitopsis serialis
Lineage: Eukaryota; Fungi; Basidiomycota; Agaricomycetes; Polyporales; Fomitopsidaceae
Exons: 5
Coding region: 431-1159 (242 amino acids)
Biological process (GO): tRNA wobble uridine modification
Cellular component (GO): elongator holoenzyme complex
Source: RefSeq, a predicted model, not a curated record